Astyanax mexicanus (Mexican tetra) is the source of this 5558-nucleotide messenger RNA. It is a transcript of the gene hkdc1, whose product is annotated as hexokinase domain containing 1. The transcript is spliced from 18 exons. Lineage: Eukaryota; Metazoa; Chordata; Actinopteri; Characiformes; Acestrorhamphidae. Gene Ontology annotation, biological process: intracellular glucose homeostasis; glycolytic process; glucose 6-phosphate metabolic process. The record is from RefSeq and is a predicted model, not a curated record. Gene Ontology annotation, molecular function: ATP binding; fructokinase activity; glucokinase activity. The coding region runs from base 209 to 2956 and encodes 915 amino acids. Gene Ontology annotation, cellular component: mitochondrion; cytosol.
GGCUUAACUCUCUCACAGGAAAAGCAGCAGGAGAAAACUUUCACAACACACAGAGGAGCUGGGAUUAGGAGGAGAACACCUCUCAGCUCAGUGGAGUACUGGGGAAAGCUAGGAACAGCUGAUGUAUGAGGUUUCCUUUUUUUACUCAAGUUUAUUUAAGUAAGUAAAGCACCUGUGUGAUUUGUAGACGCUCCAAGAGGAAGUCAAGAUGUUUGCUGUGCACCUGCUCUCCUUUUACUUCACCAAGCUGCAGGAGGAUCAGAUCAAAAAGGUGGACCGCUUCCUGUAUGCCAUGCGUCUCUCGGACGAACAGCUUUUGGAAAUUUCACAUCGGUUCAGAGAUGAGAUGGAGAAAGGUCUGUCACGAGAAAGUAAUGCUGCAGCAGCCCUGAAAAUGCUGCCCACACAUGUGUUCUCCACUCCAGAUGGCUCAGAGAAGGGUGAGUUCCUGGCGCUGGAUCUCGGUGGUUCUAAGUUCAAAGUGCUCCAGGUGAAGGUAUCUGAAGAUGGGAACAGGAAGGUGCAGAUGGAAAGUGAGAUAUUUCCAAUCCCUGAGGAGGUUAUCAAUGGCAGAGGAACAGAUCUUUUUGAUCAUGUGGCCGAUUCUUUAAAAAACUUCAUGCAGAAGAAUAACAUCAACCAGAAGAAGAAACCUCUGGGCUUUACCUUCUCUUUCCCUUGUCUCCAGUCUAAACUAGAUGAGGGUGUGUUACUCUCAUGGUCAAAGAACUACAAGGCCAGAGGGGUCCAAGGCACCAAUGUUGUACAGGCAUUGAGGCAAGCCAUCAACAAAACUGGGGGGAUUGAUGUGGAUGUACUGGCACUUGUCAAUGACACGGUAGGCACCAUGAUGACCUGUGGAUACGAUGACCAGCACUGUGAGGUUGGAGUCAUCAUAGGUACAGGUACUAAUGCGUGCUAUAUGGAGGAGCUGAGACACAUUGACCUGGUGGAAGGAGACGAGGGCAGGAUGUGUAUCAACACAGAGUGGGGAGCUUUCGGAGACGAUGGGGCACUUCAUGAUUUUAUCACGGGUUUUGACAGUGAAAUCGAUGCAGCAUCCAUCAACCCAGGAAAACAGCUGUUUGAGAAGAUGGUGAGUGGGAUGUAUAUGGGAGAGCUGGUGAGGCUCAUUCUUCUGAAGAUGGCAAAGCGAGGAUUGCUCUUUAAGGGCAGAGUCUCAGAUGCUCUUCGCACCAAGGGAAAAUUUCAGACCCAGCAUGUCAGCAUGAUAGAAGAGUACAAAGAUGGUUUAAGGAACACCAGGGAAAUCCUCACAGAACUGGGCCUCACUCCCACCGAGGAUGACUGUAUUGCAGUGCAGCAUGUCUGCACCAUUGUGUCCUUCAGGUCGGCUAACCUGUGUGCUGCUGCUCUGGCUGCUAUUCUCACCCGCAUCCGAGAGAACAAGAAGCUGAAGAGUCUGAGAACUACAGUUGGAAUGGAUGGGACAGUCUACAGAACUCACCCUCAGUAUUCCAAGAGACUCCAUAAGGUGGUCCGACGCCUGGUGCCUGAAUGUCAUGUUCGCUUCGUGCUGUCGGAGAGCGGCAGUGGGAAGGGGGCAGCUAUGGUGACAGCGGUGGCACAGCGUAGAGCUUCACAGCGUGAAGAAAUCAACGACACACUGGCAGACUUCACACUCAGCUCCACCCAGCUCCAGCAGGUGAAGGAGAAGAUGCGGGUGGAGUUGGAGCGUGGCCUUAGGAAGGACUCUCAUGAUUCUGCAUCAGUCAAAAUGCUGCCUUCUUAUGUGUACAGGACCCCAGAUGGUACAGAGAGAGGAAAAUUCCUUGCUUUGGAUCUGGGUGGGACUAAUUUCCGAGUGCUGGUGGUCAAGAUCCGCAGUGGAAUACGCAAAUCCGUCCGCAUGUACAACAAGAUCUACGCCAUCCCCCUGGAGAUCAUGCAGGGCACUGGAGAAGAGCUGUUUGAUCACAUAGUGCAGUGUAUCUCAGAUUUCCUGGACUAUAUGGGAAUGAAGAACACGCGGCUGCCACUUGGCUUCACCUUUUCUUUUCCAUGCAGUCAGACUGGAAUAGAUAAGGGAAGUUUGGUGAGCUGGACGAAGGGCUUCAAAGCCACUGAGUGUGAGGGGCAUGACGUGGUGGAUAUGCUCAGGGAGGCCAUCAAGAGACGAAACGAAUUUGAUCUUGAUAUUGUUGCUGUGGUGAAUGACACAGUUGGUACGAUGAUGACAUGUGCUUAUGAAGACCCUAGAUGUGAAAUUGGACUAAUUGCUGGAACUGGCAGUAACGUGUGCUACAUGGAGGACAUGAAGAAUGUUGAAGUAGUGGAAGGGGACGAGGGGCAGAUGUGCAUCAACACAGAAUGGGGCGGUUUUGGGGACAAUGACAACAUCGAGGACAUCCGAACCAGGUUUGAUCAUGAGGUGGAUGAAGGGUCCCUAAAUGUGGGGAAGCAAAGGUUUGAGAAGAUGACCAGUGGGAUGUACCUGGGGGAGAUUGUGAGGCAGAUUCUCAUAGAUCUAACCAAGAGGGGUCUUUUGUUCCGUGGCCGCAUUACAGAGCCACUGAAGACAAGAGGCAUCUUUGAGACCAAGUUCCUCUCACAGAUCGAAAGUGACCGCCUGGCUCUACUGCAAGUGAGGUCCAUUCUGCAGCACUUGGGUCUGGACAGCACGUGUGAUGACAGUAUUAUAGUAAAGGAGGUGUGUGGGGCAGUGUCCCGCCGAGCCGCACAGCUCUGUGGAGCGGGAAUGGCUGCUAUUGUGGACAAAAUACGGGAGAACCGAGGACUGGACAAUCUGGACAUCACUGUGGGGGUGGACGGCACGCUCUACAAACUCCAUCCACACUUCUCCAGAAUCCUAAAGGAGACCGUGAAGGAGCUUGCCCCCCAGUGUGAGGUGGAGUUUAUCCUGUCUGAAGAUGGCAGUGGGAAAGGAGCAGCUCUUAUCACAGCUGUGGCUCGACAGCAUUACAGAGAGACAUAAGUAUUGCUGGACUGAAUAAACAUUGCAGUGAAGCUGGAUUAUGGGUGGGGAGGGGAUUUGUUUUUCUAAAUAAUAUUCUAUAUUUUUGCCAAAUCUGUAAAACAUGCCAUCGACUGAUUAGCCUCAUACACACCAUAACAAAGCUAAAACACGAUCUAUAGUAAAGUUGUUAAAUAGUUAAAUGUUAUGCUGAAUGCUGUAAGUAAGGAAAUGUGUUUUGUGUUUUUUAGUUGUUGUUGUUUUAAUAUGAGCAAAACCACUUAGCACAUAGCAACUGGAUGAAAUUACAAACCAUUUAAGCUGUGCAUCUGCAGCCCUUCUUCAUUUCCUUCAGAAAAUGCACUUCUCUAGUUUAUUGACUAGAAUUUGAUUAAUUCCCUAAUCACAGUGCCACCAUCCCAUCUGUGCAACAAGCAGUUUGUCCUUUUAAGGUUUAAUGGACCAACAGAAACCACAUAGCCCACCACACACACACACACUUCCUGCAGUAGUCUGCAAUCUCUCAUAAAGAUAGCACGCAUCAUAUGAACAUUAAAAAAACAAGAGCUGAACUGCUACUGAACUGAUGCCACAUAUCAGUGAUGAUGCAUAAAAUACUGGCUCACAUACUGUAAACUACCUGCAACAAAUCUGCUCUGAAAGAGAACACACUCACACUCUGGUAUUUGGCACCAUAAUUGCAAACAACAUAACCAAAUAGCAACAGAUCCUUUCAAAGUCUUGUAGGUUGUAAGGGGGGAGGGGGUGCUUCUCUGGAUCACAUCAUUGAGCCUUAGCAGAGAAAAACACAAUAAGACCUGCCUGAUGUUUUUAAAAUGCUCUGAUCCAGUCAUUUAACAGUCACAAUUUUGCUUUUGUCAAAGUGGCUCUAUAAAAAAUUAAAAUUUCUAGCAAAAUAAUGCUCAGCCCCACACAGCAAGGGAUUCCCAGGGUUAUCUCAGCCAGAUUAAAACACUUAUUUGGCCUGCUGAUUCAGCAGAUUUUUUACAAAUUGAGCAUUUAAGGGACCAGCUGGGACACCACAUAUGGCAACCUACAAGUUAACAGGUUCUACAGGCCCAGCUGAAACAUCUGUUGGCAAAUGUGCUGCAGCCUUUGACUGUACAGUUUUCAUCAACAAAUCAAUUAAAAAUACUUUUACUCCAAUACUGUAAUCAAUUAUAUCACAUAUAUGAAACUUUUUUUCAUUCUGCUCAGCUCAUUCUGGGUGUAUAAAAUGUAUUUUUUUGGUCAAUGAGUGUAUAUAAUCUACGUUUUUCCCUUGGUACUUAUGUUAUGGCUGAUUGGUAUAUAUUCUUUGGUAUAUCUUUUUUGGUAAAUAGAAUGUUUUCUAAAAUGUUACAGUUAAAAGUUCUUAGAAUCUGCCAAUGUUUCUACAUAUUCUUAGAACAUUUUAAUUCAAUGUUUUAAAUGUGGUAACAUUGCUGCAACAUCACUUCUGUCAUUUCUUUUAGCGUUUCCAUAAUGUUGGUAUACUUCUAGCUGGGAAGGAUAUGUGAGAAACAUUCUAAAAAAUAGUGUGAUGCAAACCCUUAUUAUGCCACACAUUUCAAAACAUAGUUAGACAAUUUUAUAAGUCUCUAUUUGCUGGGUUAUGUGUGAUUUGUCCAGUGUAUCAGUCCUUUUCCCACAGUCUCUAAAAUACUUGCUAAACAUACUGUAUAUAUGUAUGUAUGUUAAGCAGCCUCAGGCUGGUUUGUGCAGGAGGGAGGUUUGUUAAGACCAGCUGCCUCUUGCUUAACCAUGUUUCGUGUCAGCUCAUCAGAUGAACAGCUGACCUCACUAUUGAAUGUCACUCACCAUCUAUAAGUGUAAUUGCCCCUUGCUGGCCUCCUCCCCCUCCCUUUGUCUGCUGUGAGCGAGCAGGUUUGCAUGGACAGGCAGAGAGAAUAGCAUGGACAGGCCGAGCUGGGGGGGAGGUGUCCGCUGGAAUGUCAUGAGUGCAUUUAGACUAGCCCUGUAGCAAGCUGUGUGUGAGCAGCAAGAAGAGCAAUGCCUAGACAAACAUUGCAGUGCAAACUGAGGAAUUGAGCAUAUGAGGAAGUGCACUUUGUGUGUGAACUUCACUGCACUGUUUAAAAUGGAAGAAGUUUCAGUCUGUGAAUACAUGUUAUUUGCACAACACAUAAAAUGACAUGGUAAUAUAUGUAUUUCCUAUGUAUAAUACACUAUAUGUUCAAAUAUUUGUGGGUCUAAUGUGCUUCUAUUGAAUACUUUUAGUUACCAUGAGUUGCACUCUUUGCAAGAUUUACUGCAGCAGAUAAACAUAAACCAAUAAGCACCAUGCAUAAUGCCAGAAUGCAAUCAAAUCCUCACAACAAUGCUCUAACAUCUAGCAAAGUCUUCCCUGUACAGUCAGUAACUUCAACAAAAGCAUCAUCAAAAAUUGUAUUACCCUUGGUUUUAGAAGAAACAAUAAAUGCACAGGUGUCCCAUUACUUUGGUCCAUCUGGUGUAUAAUGUAAGACAGGGUUCCCUAGGACUGAUUCAUGUUUGAAAUCCUAUGUAUUUGAUACUACCACACUAGCAUUGUCACAUUAUUAUUUACUGUAAAUGUAUUCAUUGUAAUGGGGUUUCUUCUAAAAUAAAUUAUAUGAUUCUA